This is a messenger RNA of Balaenoptera acutorostrata (minke whale), 1069 nucleotides long. RefSeq names its product arginase 1 (gene ARG1). Gene Ontology annotation, cellular component: cytoplasm; nucleus; cytosol. Bases 66 to 1034 code for a protein of 322 amino acids. The record is from RefSeq and is a predicted model, not a curated record. The transcript has 8 exons. Gene Ontology annotation, molecular function: manganese ion binding; arginase activity. Lineage: Eukaryota; Metazoa; Chordata; Mammalia; Artiodactyla; Balaenopteridae.
CACUGAGAGUUGCAGAGUGACGACUGGCUCGAGACCUUGGGUGCAGCGGUGGGCAGUGCUGGAGCAUGAGUUCCAAGCCAAAAUCCAUAGGGGUCAUCGGAGCUCCUUUCUCAAAGGGCCAGCCACGAGGAGGGGUGGAAGAAGGCCCUACAGUAUUGAGGAAGGCUGGUCUGCUUGAGAAACUUAAAGAACUAGAGUGUGAUGUGAAAGAUUAUGGGGCCCUGACCUUUGCUGAUGUCCCUAAUGACAGUCCCUUUCAAAUGGUGAAGAAUCCAAGGUCUGUGGGAAAAGCAAGUGAACAGCUCGCUGAUGUGGUGGCAGAAAUCAAGAGGAACGGAAGGACCAGCCUUGUACUGGGCGGAGACCACAGUCUGGCAAUUGGCAGCAUCUCUGGCCAUGCCAGGGUCCACCCAGAUCUCUGUGUCAUUUGGGUGGAUGCUCACACGGACAUCAACACUCCACUGACAACCACAACUGGGAACUUACAUGGACAACCUGUAUCUUUCCUCCUGAAGGAACUAAAGGGAAAGAUGCCCGAUGUCCCAGGAUUCUCCUGGGUGACUCCUUGCCUAUCUGCCAAAGAUAUUGUGUAUAUCGGCCUGAGAGACGUGGACCCUGGGGAACACUACAUUUUGAAAAUUCUGGGAAUUAAAUACUUUUCAAUGACUGAAGUGGAUAAACUGGGAAUUGGCAAGGUGAUGGAAGAAGCAUUCAGCUAUCUACUAGGAAGAAAGAAAAGGCCAAUUCAUUUGAGCUUUGAUGUUGAUGGACUGGACCCGUCUUUCACACCAGCUACUGGCACGCCAGUCCAGGGAGGUCUGUCUUACAGAGAAGGUCUCUACAUCACAGAAGAAAUUUACAAAACAGGGCUACUGUCAGGAUUAGAUAUAAUGGAAGUGAAUCCAUCUCUGGGGAAGACACCAGAAGAAGUAACUCGGACAGUGAACACAGCAGUAGCAAUAACCUUGGCUUGUUUUGGAGUUGCUCGGGAGGGUAACCAUAAGCCUACUGAUUACCUUAACCUGCCUAAGUAAACAUGGAAAUGUCAUAGAAAAAUCUCACAGUUAAC